AUGACUAAUGCAUCUCUUCUUGAAGAGUGGUUUUCGGCUAUUAAGACAGGAAACGUCGAUGCAGUGAAGCACCUUUUGGAGAAGUGCGCAGGAAGCUUCUGGAGCGACGGACAGACAGGACUAAUGAGAGCCGUACUUUCUAACAAUGAGGAAAUUGCCACUUUGCUGCUCCCAUACGAGAAGCAUCGCUUCUGUUACAGAGGAUACACUGCGCUCAUGUGGGCAGUGUACACAAAUAGCGCCCACUUUACUAAGCUUCUCGUGGAGGAGGAGGGUGGCGACCAGAAUGAAUGGGGCGCCACGGCCCUCAUGUACGCUGUUCUGUUCAAUAGAGAAGAGCUCAUUCCACUGCUCAUUGAAAAGGAAGCAAAGAAGGGCCUUACGAGAAACUUCUUUGGAGAGCUACCCUCCUAUGAGGACGGUAUCAUACCUCACUGUAUAGGCAAGACUGCCCUCAUGCUCGCCGCAGAAGCAGGCCUCCUGGGUGCAGUGAAGCUUCUGUUAGACAGUGAGAAGGAUUGCGUUUCUUCACAAAACAAGACCGCUGCAGACUACGCUUUGGAAGCCGGCAGAAAAGAUAUUUACACGUUUCUUAUUGAGGAGGGCGAGAUGGAAGAGCCCGCAGACGCUAACGAUCCAGCAAAGUUGAGAACCACUUACGAUCACGACGCUAAUAGGGGGUUUGGCAACCUUUCCCUAUUCUGUACUCCGCGAAGCGAAGAGAUAGUCUACCGACACCCUAUCACGUGGUCUUUAGAUGACAUAUCUUAUAUGUUUGAAAAAGCGGUUAAGGUGCAGAACAAGCUCUUCACCAACAGGCUGCUUCUUUUACUCUCUCUAGAUGCGGAGGUUGUAAAACGUGCAAACAAUUUUGCAAUGGAAAACAAGACGGCCAAUGCACGCCAAUACCGUCUUCUUUUAUUUGGACUUACCACUUGUGGAACAAUCUCCACACUGCGGCGUUUCCUCUUGGAUUUAGCGGACCCAUACUUUUCCACAUAUCUACUCACUGACAAGACAGACCCGGAUUUUAGGGAUGCAAGGCACCUGGUAGAUUUACUGGAGACAUACCUGGUCGAGUUUCUAGCUGCCCCGGGCUUCACCCCCGAGCUAGCGAGCAGUCUCUUUGACUCUUUCUUUGAUGACCUGAGCACGAUAGGGUGCCUGGAGCACUUAGAGACUUACCAACUCUGUGUUGUUUGCAUGGACAGGUUGUCAGAUUGCGUUCUAAUGCCUUGUAGACACGUUUCUUUCUGUAAGCAGUGUAUCCCCGAGCUGAAUACCAAGCGGGAGUGCCCAAUUUGCAGAUCAGAAAUUACAUCCUAUUUCCAAGUCAAUGCACCCUACGACUUUUACGCCACGGAUGCUACCCGUCGAAGAUUGGAAGAACUGGAUGCGCAGUAUGCAAGGCAGUUAGCCCAGGAAGAAUAUGAAGUCAUGGAGAAUCUGUAA
Molecule: messenger RNA, 1452 nt
Organism: Giardia duodenalis
Lineage: Eukaryota; Fornicata; Diplomonadida; Hexamitidae
Product: Ankyrin repeat protein 2
Exons: 1
Coding region: 1-1452 (483 amino acids)
Molecular function (GO): protein binding
Source: RefSeq, a predicted model, not a curated record